CCUCGGCUCCUGGGAGGAAUGGAUGUGAACUUAGUCACUGUUCUUGCUCUUCUAACAGUCGCAGUUAGUCAGACGUCUGAGACUUUGUUUCCUGGGGCCUUUAACUGUUGCACGAAAAUUUCAGAUGAAAUUCCCAAAGGAAUUCUCCCAAGAGUGGAGAGGUUUGAAAUCCAGAAAGCUGAUGGCCUGUGUCACCUAGAAGCUGUUAUUCUCUACAUAGGAGACAGAAAGUUCUGUGUGAGCCCGCAGAUUAGAAGAGUUAAAAAAUGGAUGAAGAAGAAGCACAAAAUUGCUGGGAAAAAAGCUCACGGUAGAAAACAGAGAAGAAGCAAAAGUAAUAAAAAAGAGAGAAGCAGCAGUAACAUGAUGAAGCAAGUCCCAUGAUGAAGAUACCUGUGGCGUACAGCACUCUGAACAGACACCAAACUACAUCAAUGAAGGAUGACUAUAGCAUUAAAAUAACCUUCCAAAUAUCUAUGUUCUAGAGACAAGAGUGGCAAAAAUCAUCACCUGUAUACAACGAUGAUGCUGGGCCAAUUACCAACAAAAUGACUCGAUGUUCCUGACAAUGUCUUGUAGCAUGUGCUCUGCUGUACCUCCUUGAUUUAUGGGUAUACUUAAAUCCCCCUGUUUCUCACACUGCCUUCACAGCUACCUCCCUGUGAUUUCUAUUUAACAUGCCAACAAUCCUUCUCAUUGUUCUAUUUAUCCCACUCCUAAUCUUUGCUCCGUUUCUUCCCCCUUUGCAAUCAUUUUUGUGCAAUACCAUUGUGCUGUUGCCUUCUUUUUUUCUACUCUUCUAGUCACAAAUCUGGACUUUUUUCUAUUAUUUUUUUCCUAUGUGAUUUUACAGAUACAUUUCUAGAUCCUAGUUUAGUUAGUGUUGGCCAAAACCAUGGAUUUUUUGCCUACUCCAAACACUCUCUGCUCUCAGCCAUUAUUAUCGCUGGAAAUACCAGAAUACCAUUGAACCAAGCCUGGUCAUAGGACUCAGCAUGUGGCAUCCAAAGCUAUGCAGAAAAGAUAAUCUCGAUUGAUGUUGUGCAUUUAAUUCCCCCUUCUUCAUGGCAUUUGAUGAAUUAGCUCCUCAGAGUUAUCUCCUGUAUUUGUUUUGUAAUUCUUAUGUCUAACUAUACUGCAGACGUGGGAGGAUGCAAGGCAGAUGACAGUAGAUAGAAGCAGCUGCUUCUGAGUUCCCUAAAGAAGAAGAGGAACAUCUGUAGCAAGGCCACUAGAGAACAGGUAGCACACUCCCACAGACACAUAGCUGAUGAAACUCCUUCCAAAGCAGAUAAGAGAAAACAAGAAACAUAAUUAUCAUCUCUGAUAAGCCAACGGUGCCCUAACAGGGAUGAGGCAAUGCUUCCUGCAGUUUCUAGGGAAUACUGUGUACGCUGCUUACACUGGCACAGUUCCAUCCUCUGCCUGCCAUGAUGACAUGUAGGAAGCAGGCUGCCAGGAGCAGGAGUUGCAGUUUUUUUUCUGGCUGGGCAUGCACAGGAGCUCUUCCUGUCGACUGCCUUGUACAGCAGUGCGUUGGUGUCUUGUGUAUUAAACGGAAUCCAAACCUCAUGGGCCCAGGCUAGCAGAGCACCAAGAACACUGAAAUAUAUUACACUGUGCUAUCGAUUCCCAGCAGCUCUGUUCCCUUUAUUCCUUGUGCUCUGCUAUUGAUUCCAGAUUUUAUCUUCAUGCUUCCCUCUUGAGUCCCCAUCCAGGUGGGUCUGUGAUGGCAUCGUAGCUCCUCAUAGCUUUCUCACCGAUGCAACCAGUGGCUUUUGAGCCUAUGGAGUGUACCCUAAAUAUUGAGACUGGUAUAAUACUGACUGUACCCUAAUUUCCAUGUUUGUUUUAUCGGGGAUAUUCAACAUAUUCAGAAAAGCAGCAAAGUGGAGUCUAAAUGUAUUUUUGUAGUUUUUAAUAACUGGAAUUACUACAAUGUCACAAGUGUUGUAAGACCCAGCCGGAUCUGCAGCUCGAAUGCUAUUAAAAUAUUUGCCUUUACUGGACCUACUUUG
Messenger RNA from Cygnus atratus (black swan), 2018 nucleotides. RefSeq names its product C-C motif chemokine ligand 28 (gene CCL28). Gene Ontology annotation, cellular component: extracellular region. The transcript is spliced from 3 exons. The record is from RefSeq and is a predicted model, not a curated record. NCBI's taxonomy places the organism in Eukaryota, Metazoa, Chordata, Aves, Anseriformes, Anatidae. Gene Ontology annotation, biological process: immune response. Gene Ontology annotation, molecular function: chemokine activity. Bases 19 to 384 code for a protein of 121 amino acids.